AAUAACACACCUAUCAUAAGCCGAGGACUGAAAGUGUCAAAACGGAUAAAUGUUUGAUGUGAAGCCCUGGUGGCAGCACUUGAGGAGCCCGGGCGGGCAUACGUAGAGAAGACUGAGACUUUCAGUCAGUGACGUUGGGCUGCACAACAACAAGCCUCUCCAUCAGCUUGCCUUUCCACACUAUUUCUAUUGGGGGGGUAUACAUGCUCAAUUUCUAUUCGUAUAUGAAUUAAAUUGUGCAGCCUGGAAGAGAGGCUUUACGCGCUCCUGUCAAGGCAAUCCGACAUGAAUUCUGGCAGAUGUUGCAAACCUUUGUAAUGUGGUCUGCCACCUCAUUUUGCCUCAUCCCUUCCAGGCACUGCCACUUGUACUUUCUCUCUCUGCCCACAUGGCUGCUGGUUGAGGUCUGAACAGGCUCUGUUGAGACCUCGGCUCAGCCUCCUGGCAUUUAUCAUUUGCAUCCCCUUUCGACUUUCACCAGGCACUGAGAGGCGGCAGAGAUGCUGAUGUCUGGGACGCUUCACCGUCUCCUCCUGGCCGGAACCUGUCUUUGUGUCUAUAGCACCCCGAUCCGUCUCCAAGUCCAAAACAACACCCCCACACAGGACAGCAACUGUGGUGGACAAUGUGGAUCAACACACACCACAGGGAUAAACUCUAAGUCCUCAGAUACUGACAAGUCUGCCUUUGGCACAUCAGAACAUGUGACUGGUCUCAUAGUGAAUGUAGGUGCAGAGGGUGGGGCUGGCCCAGAUGGACAAAAAACAGGACCUGAGGGGAUAGUUCCAGUGACGCAGGCUGGAAACGGGGACAGCCAUGGUGGAAGAUCUGGGCCGAGUGAGGCUGAUGAAGAGGCGUGGAGUGAGAGGAGUGAGGGAAAGUCAGAGCCUGCUGUCGGGAGCUCAUCUGAGAUGGGAGAGGCUCAAAGGCAGACCAAAGCGGCUUCUGUGCUGUCCGCAGCCUCAGAGAGCGAGCCAGCCGCUGCCGAGGACACAAAGGAGGAUGCGCCUGUCAUCAGUGAGGCCGUGUUGUCUCCUGCCGGUGAGAGACAGCAGCUGGCUGUGGCCGUGAAUACCCCAAGACCAGCCGUGUACGGAUUUUCCGCCUCCUCCGUGGUGCCACCACAGCUAGAGACAUACAGCCUGAGGGUCACAACCUGGGAGCGCAAGGGACUCGACCAGGGGAGGCAAAGAAAUGGCCCAUGGAGCGAGGCGUACGACAAGGCAACUCUGGCCAGCUUUGGGGCCCCUCCUCAGGGCAAAGAGACUGGUAGAAGCAGGCCAUCAUCCACACAACUUCCUCAUCCUUCUGCUUGGUUCCAGAGACUGACAUCCCACAGUAUCUCUCUCCUCAGUCCCAUCUCUCCCUCGUCCUUUCUGUCCCCUCGAACUGCCACGCCUUUGUCAGUGUGGGGCCAGGAGGGAGUGACUGCCUCCACACUCCCAGACCCCCUUCUGCCUGAUAUCGGACCAAACCUCACGCCCAAAGAGGACGGCCCAGAAAACCUCUGGACUGAGGCAGUGAGACAGAAUGGAGCGGACACAGUGCUCCCUCUGUCCCAGGACGAAGCCACAGAGGGCACCAUGUCAUCAGAGGCCCUCCCUCUCAUCUUUGAACCUUUUGAUGAUGCCACGCCGGAGAGCGCAGCAGCGGUGGUCACCCUGGCACCCGGCAGCUCUCAGCCUCUCGCUGCCAUGGCAACUAGGGGGAUGCUUCUCUCAGAGGCGGACCUCAACCAGCUGGUCACCGUGGAGACAGACAGUGACGGUCCCUCGCGGACCCCACCCCUGCUGUUGCCAGACUGGACGUCACCUUGGCAGACAUCCGGUGCCGAGCUGUUAGAGCCAAUCAGCCCGUCGGGUCUGUCUGUUUCCCCGCCCCCGGCCGAAACCGAGCCGGGACUGCUGGAGGAUCGCUCUGAGAAAGCUCCUGACAGGAUACCAAACCUUGAAGCAGCUCUGCCGACUACAGGCCCCUCUGUUUCAUCCAUCCAGCGCUCUGUGACAACGGUAACCAAGGCAACCCACCGACUUGUGUCCAAAUCCAGAUCAGGGUUGGAGGAGAUGGAGUCUGAAGAGGAGCCAGAUGAGGAUGAGGAGGAUGAGAACACAGAGGAAUCGGAGGAAGAGGACAGCGAGGAGGACCUGACGGAAACACCAAAGACAGCCUCAACGCGGCCCCCGUACAGCCUCAUCCCUCCACCUCCUGUUUGGGUUCAGCGCAACCAGGGCCUGAUGCGUAGCUGGGUAGAGCUGAUCAGGGAAAAGGCAGGUUAUGUGUCUGGCAUGUUGGCCCCUGUGGGCAUUGGCAUCACAGGGGCCCUGCUUAUCGUAGGGGCCCUGUACAGCAUCCGGAUGAUUCACCGCAAGAGGAGGAACAGCUUCAAACACCAGAGGAGGAAGGUCAGGCAGCCAGAGCAACCUCGCGAGCCCGGCACCAGCCGUCAGGACCAGGCCAUGCUGCUGGCCGACAGCUCCGAGGACGAGUUCUGAUGAAAACCCCCUGGAGUCCUCUGUCAGUGACCAACGGCUGACGCGCCUCGAAAACGGAGGCUCAGCGAACAUCACCAUCGCUAUGACUACCACAUCUCCAAUCACCCCUGGGCUGUUUGGCUAUGACUCAUCUGAUCCACAGAGUGUGAUUGAGCAGGGCGCAUUUUGCACAGGCUGCACAAAGGUCAGCGUUGUAACCCACCCUCCCCUUCCUCAAGGUAGCAGUGUGAGCACGUCUCUCUCAGUGUUGUCAGGUGACGGUGACUCUAGAGGGCUGGUAAUGGACAAAUGGGCCACAUCAACAACAAUGGUGUCAUUUAAAAAAAAAAAAAAAAAAUGAAUCCUCCUGCCUGAAAAAGCAUCGCCUGUGAAUUGAGGUUUUGGCUUUGUGCAGUUAAGGGGAAUGCGUGGACCAGUGAGUGUUGGUCAUGUAAUAAAAAGGGCUGUAGAAGAUUUCAGACAUUGCAUAAACUGUGUAAAUAUAUGUAUAUGUAGCUGACCGAGGGUCAGUCAUGUUUGUGUAAAUAAGGUUUUUGUCCCCCUUCUCCCACACAUAACAAGUUAACUGGAGCCAGAUUUCCACACAUAGUAGAAGCAGAACAAUGACUAGUUUAGCAUCUAACGCCUCGCUUAAGUGUGAAAUUAGUGAAAGUAUAAAUGUUUUAUCCGGACACGUUUUUAAAAAUCGCUGUGUGAAGAGCACAGAGUGAGCAUCAUCAUCCUGCAACCGCAUGUAGCAUAAACAAGUCAGCAAUUUGAUGUGCAAUACAAAUCUGUAUACUGCCUGAUGUUAUUACUCUUUCUUUUGUCUAAAUGGAAGACUCUUUUUUCUUUUUUUUCUCAAGAGCAUGACAGCUUUCUUGGCUGUAAAAAGAAAAAAAAAAAAAAAAAAAAAAAUUAAUAAAGCUUAGCCUAACUCUGCAGUCAGCAGCUUAUCCAUAUACUGUACAAACCCACUGCCGACAUCAUUCUAAUGAAUUAAGUGAAAUCCAUGUGUUUUUGUCCGCUGGCGUCAGCGAGAAUAGCACAACCAUUGAAGACACUGGGGCAUAAGAUAAUAUUUUCCCAACUUUUUUUUUUUUUUUCUUCUCAUGCUUAGUUUGCACAAUAGUUAUUUUUGUGUGGUAAUCUCUUCCAGACAAGGGCAGAUAAAGCAGAGUCUUGGCCGAACAGUCACACUAUUGAGAAAGGAGCAAUAACUUGAGUUGCACAGUCUGAUCAAGUUUAGGGUAAGAAAUGUCCCGACUUUAUGACUUUAUGAGGGAAAGACCAGAGGCAUCUUGUAACAAAAAAAAAAAAAAAAAAAAAAAACCUCUACUUCAUAAACACAGGAUGCAAGGAUGCAAGAUUUUUCAAGGCACUGAAAUAUGUGGAACGUAAUUCAUUUGAACAGUGUAUGAACCACCACAUUUGUAAUAAUCAUCUUCUUGUUUAAAUAAAACGCUUCAUUUUAUGGGACUUCAUGAGUCAUCUGAUAUGCUUGAUAUACAACCAUACUGCCUGUGCAUAUGCAAUAAUACUGUUUUAGGUAACGUGUGCUGUAAAAUAGUGGACACUUUUGGUCUCUUUCUGUAGAUAUGAAACAAAAUGAAACCACAAAUAAAUGAUUGUUCCCGA
This is a messenger RNA of Myripristis murdjan (pinecone soldierfish), 4109 nucleotides long. RefSeq names its product armadillo like helical domain containing 4 (gene armh4). The record is from RefSeq and is a predicted model, not a curated record. The transcript is spliced from 8 exons. NCBI's taxonomy places the organism in Eukaryota, Metazoa, Chordata, Actinopteri, Holocentriformes, Holocentridae. Bases 501 to 2492 code for a protein of 663 amino acids.